Molecule: messenger RNA, 780 nt
Organism: Gongylonema pulchrum
Lineage: Eukaryota; Metazoa; Nematoda; Chromadorea; Rhabditida; Gongylonematidae
Source: the annotation of a GenBank genome assembly
UAUGGUUUUCGAAAUACUCGUUAUCAGCGAAAGCAAAAUUUGGACGAAAUCUUGUUGAAUUGCAGGCAACCAAACGAGCCGCGUGCACGCGAAUCCACAAGCGAUUGUGCGGCAUUUAACUAUGUUUAUUACAAUACUGCUUCUGCGGUGCCCGUUAUGUCGAUGUUAGAACCUGGAAGCAAUACAUAUGUAUGUCAGAAAGUGCCCAGUAUCUAUCUCGGAAAAGAAGGUGGCAAGAUAUCAUUUUUGGUUGACACAAGAGCAGUUCCACUGAAAGAUCUCACGGCCGAUAAUCUAGGUAGUUGGACGUGUCGUUUCACGGCACACAUGAAAUCGCGCAAAUAUUUGGUGAAAAAGGGCAAAGUAAUGGGUCACGCAAGGCACUACGGGCAAGUCUAUCCUGCACUCCAGGACUACGACUACAUUCUGCAUCGUCAGUACUAUUGCCACGGUAACACGAUUGGGCCAGCUACAAUUCGUAAAAACAUUUGGUACUUGUCGGAUAAGUUGUGCGGUGGUGAAGUGAUUGGGUGCGCUAUUAUAUCGUACGAAAUUGGUGACAAUGUAACGGUGAAAAUUUCAAAAUUGCGACAACAACGCGCUUCGCAACUGGGCAACAGUCCAAAUUUGGUGACGCCGACCACCGAAGCCAUGCAUCUGCUGAAAGGUGAAAUGACGGCAAGCGGUAGCUCGGAAGACAUGGAUGUGAGCAGUGUGAUAUCAAUGAAUCCGAACGCUGAACUGCAGCGGUUUGUGAAUAACAUGCAAGUGCCACAAUAA